AUGUCCAAAGCAGUAAAAAGAGCGACUCAAGCAGCAUUUGAGGGAAACACAUGGAAGAAGUUCACUGAUCCAUCAGUUGGUCGUGGAAAGACCGUGUUCCCUAAAAACGAGGCUGAUAAAGAACGACUUGGAAUUCGAUGGGACUACGAUGGGGAAGUCACAAAGGCUGACGGUACAUACCACAAAUUUCAAAUGCAGCCAAAUGCAGGAAAAGUCCCGGCUUCGAUAGAGGAUUGGAAAAAGAAGCAUGGGGGCACACAUGCUGUCAUGGCAACUGCAUUUGUUAAAAAGGGCGGGAGCAAAAACGACGUGAAGGAAGGACUUGAAAAGGCUGCGGACGAUGUGGAGUGAUGAGUCUGGAGAUGUCAACAGACUAUCGCAAAGGAUGGAAACGGUGUACUAGGU
Messenger RNA from Exophiala oligosperma, 405 nucleotides. RefSeq lists its product as uncharacterized. The coding region runs from base 1 to 351 and encodes 116 amino acids. The transcript has a single exon. Lineage: Eukaryota; Fungi; Ascomycota; Eurotiomycetes; Chaetothyriales; Herpotrichiellaceae. The record is from RefSeq and is a predicted model, not a curated record.